Pochonia chlamydosporia 170 is the source of this 1359-nucleotide messenger RNA. RefSeq names its product aminotransferase. Gene Ontology annotation, cellular component: cytosol. The record is from RefSeq and is a predicted model, not a curated record. Gene Ontology annotation, molecular function: transaminase activity; pyridoxal phosphate binding. The coding region runs from base 1 to 1359 and encodes 452 amino acids. The transcript has a single exon. NCBI's taxonomy places the organism in Eukaryota, Fungi, Ascomycota, Sordariomycetes, Hypocreales, Clavicipitaceae.
AUGACCGCCCAAGCCACAGACUCCAAGAUUCUCCAUCGUUCCCUCAUCACACAUCCUGAAACCGUAGAAUCCGCAUCAGGAAGCUACUACACUCUUUCGAAUGGACAAAAAAUCCUCGAUGGAUGCACCGGCGCCGCCGUAGCGGUCAUUGGGCACGGAGACCCAGAUGUAAAAGCCGCCGUAAUGGAACAAAUGUCCCAAGUCUCCUACGCCCACACUCUCGCCUUUACGACAAACAGCGCCGAAGAGCUUGCCAGCACCUUACUAGAAGGCAACCCGUUUGGACUAUGCAAGGCGUAUUUCGUCGGGUCUGGCAGCGAAGCCAUGGACGCGGCAAUGAAACUCGCCAGACAAUACUGGGUUGAAGCAGGGGAGCCGCAAAGAAGACGCUUCGUCGCCAGAAGACAGGCAUAUCAUGGCAAUACCAUAGGUGCCAUGAGCGUUGGGAGUAAUGUUGCUAGAAAAGCUCCCUACGAAGGUGUCCUUCUGCUAGACAAUGUGAGCUACGUCAGCCCGGCGUAUGCAUAUCGUGUUCAGAAAGAGGGCGAGGCAGAAGAGGCAUACUCACAGAGACUAGUGGAUGAAUUGGAUGCCGAGUUUCAAACUGUCGGCCCAGAAACUAUCAUGGCAUUCAUAGCCGAGACGGUAGGUGGUGCAACAGCCGCUUGCAUCACUCCUCCCAGGGGAUACUUUGAAGGUGUUCGACGACUGUGCGACAAGUAUGGCAUUCUACUCAUUCUAGAUGAAGUCAUGUGUGGUUCAGGCCGGACAGGAACAUAUUUUGCCUUUGCGCAAGAAGGAGACGUCCGCCCUGAUCUCGUAACGCUAGGGAAGGGUCUGGGAGGAGGAUAUACACCGAUUGCAGGCGUUCUCGCUCACCGGAAGGUGAUUGACGUUCUUGCCAAGGGAUCGGGCGUAUUUGUCCACGGACAUACAUAUCAAGCCCAUCCGCUUUGCUGCGCCGCCGCUCUCGCCGUACAAAAGGUUCUAGAGAGGGACAACCUGGUGGCUAACUGUGCCGAGAAGGGCAAAUGGCUUGAAGAACAGCUCCGUAAGAAGUUGGGGCCACGGAAAUACGUGGGCAAUAUCCGCGGAAGAGGUUUAUUCUGGGGCUUGGAAUUCGUCAAGGAUAAAAAGACCAAGGAGCCGUUUUCGCCGGAUGUUCAUUUUUCGAGGGAGAUGAGGAAUGAGGCGCAGAGGCUGGGACUGGCGAUUUACCCGGGCACAGGGACAGCAGAUGGGUAUGUUGGGGAUCAUGUUAUUCUGGCGCCGCCAUUGAAUGUGAGUCAGGAGGAUUUGGAUAUCUUGAUGGAUUUGUUGAUGAAGACGUAUGAUGUUGUGGAGAAGCGUGUUUCUUGA